AUGAUAAGUGCUCUUUUCUUAUAUGACGCUAAGGGAGAUGUUCUCAUUUCCAAAUUAUACAAAGACGAUAUCAAAAGGGCCAUUGCCGAUGUAUUCCGAAUCCAAGUCAUAACUGCCCAACAAUCACGAGAUACAAGUAUCAGUAGCAAAUCACCUGUUCUUACCCUUGGAUCAACAUCUUUCAUAUAUAUCAAAUCUGGGAAUGUUUGGAUAUGUGCCGUGACUAGAUCUAAUCAAGAUUGUGCUACAAUUUUGGAAUAUUUAUAUAAAUUAGAAGGAUUCUUGAAGGUUGUAUUAUCCAAUAAUGAAAAGAAAUUACAACUGGCAAAAGAAUUGAAUGAUGAAUUGAUUACAAAUAAUUUCAAUUUGGUUUAUGAGAUUAUAAAUGAACUGUGUGAAUUUGGAUAUCCUACAAAUUUGGAUUUAAGUUAUUUAAAAAAUUUCAUAACUUGUUUUAAUGAUACAAGUGCUAGUGAUAAUAUAUUUAAAUUGAUUCGAAAACAAUCAACCAAGAAACGAGAAACCACUCCAGGUGUAUCAUCUCCAGUCAGAGACACUAGAGAUUUAACUACUAGUAAUAUCACCUGGAGAGCACCAGGUAUCAAAUAUCGACGCAAUGAAAUCUUCCUUAAUGUUACUGAAAAGAUUAAUAUUCUAAUGAAUUCCCAAUCUGAUAUUCUUCGAAGUUAUGUCGAUGGAUCAGUCCAAAUGAAAACCCAUCUUUCAGGCAUGCCAGUAUGUCGAUUCGGUUUUAAUGAAAACACCGUCCUAAUUAACCCCCAAAUCAACAAUGGCAACAACACCACAACUAAUCGAAACAAUCGUGAUGGGACAGUUGUUUUAGAAGAUUCGAAGUUUCAUCAGUGUGUUGAAUUAAACAUGUUUGAAACUGAACGUAUUAUUCAAUUCAUCCCGCCAGAUGGUGAAUUCCAAUUAAUGACCUAUAAUUGUCAUCUGAAUGUGAAUAUCCCCUUCCGAGUCUAUCCACAAAUCCAACCCAUUGAUAAGACAAGAAUCAUGUAUAAGAUCAGAAUGAAAUCGUUCUAUCCGGUAAAAAUCCCUGCUACCAAUGUGUUAUUGAGGAUUCCAACCCCAAGAGGAGUUAGUUCGACAUAUGUCCUGAAUAUUACUGGUGGAAAGGCGAAAUAUCACCCUGAAGAGAAUGAAAUUCAUUGGAAUUUUAACAAAUUCUUUGGAAAUCAGGAACAUGUGCUCACGGUGGAAGUUGAACUUAGAGAGAGUGAUAAAGCAGCAACAGGUAGACCCGGGGAUGUGAAUUCUGAUCUGUUGUUGUUGUAUUGGAAUAGGCCCCCAAUGACAUUAGAUUUUAAGUUGGAUAUGGUGAGUUGUUCUGGUUUAACUGUAAGGUUUUUGAGAGUGUUGGAGAAUGAUAAAUAUAGAACUGUUAAAUGGGUGAAAUAUUCAUCUCAAGCUGGUUCAUAUGAGAUUAGAUAUUAA
Hemisphaericaspora subhashii is the source of this 1458-nucleotide messenger RNA. It is a transcript of the gene APM4, whose product is annotated as Apm4p. NCBI's taxonomy places the organism in Eukaryota, Fungi, Ascomycota, Pichiomycetes, Serinales, Debaryomycetaceae. Gene Ontology annotation, biological process: clathrin-dependent endocytosis; intracellular protein transport. The coding region runs from base 1 to 1458 and encodes 485 amino acids. The transcript has a single exon. The record is from RefSeq and is a predicted model, not a curated record. Gene Ontology annotation, molecular function: clathrin-cargo adaptor activity. Gene Ontology annotation, cellular component: AP-2 adaptor complex; cytoplasmic vesicle.